Messenger RNA from Mytilus californianus (California mussel), 1682 nucleotides. Its product is annotated as glutamate receptor 4-like. NCBI's taxonomy places the organism in Eukaryota, Metazoa, Mollusca, Bivalvia, Mytilida, Mytilidae. Gene Ontology annotation, biological process: modulation of chemical synaptic transmission; monoatomic ion transport; synaptic transmission, glutamatergic. The record is from RefSeq and is a predicted model, not a curated record. The coding region runs from base 1 to 1401 and encodes 466 amino acids. Gene Ontology annotation, cellular component: postsynaptic membrane; plasma membrane. Gene Ontology annotation, molecular function: transmitter-gated monoatomic ion channel activity involved in regulation of postsynaptic membrane potential; glutamate-gated receptor activity. The transcript has 7 exons.
AUGGGAACUUGGAACAACGAUUACAGACUUGAUCUAGUAAAAAAUGUGCUAUUUGGGAAUGAUUUUACAGAUUUUGGAAAUAGAACAUUGACUAUCGCUACAAAACCUAUAAAACCAUUUGUGAUUUUCACUGACAACAACGGUACAAUUGAGUAUUCUGGUUUUUGUUUUGAUAUUCUCAAUGAACUGGCAAGACAUUUUAAAUUCAAUUACAAAAUUGUAGGGCCCCCGGAUGGUAUGUACGGUGGGCUAAACAGUGAUGGUACUUGGAACGGAAUGGUCGGCAUGGUCAUGCGUGGGGAAGUUGAUUUUGCAAUUGGACCAUUUACCAUUACAUCGAUCAGAGAAACUGUCAUUGAUUUUACAGUACCCUUCAUAGAAGAUGGUGUUGGUAUCUUAACGAAACGACCUGAUGGAGAACCAAACAAAAUAUUCAAAAUGUUUAAACCCUUCUCACUGAUUGUGUGGUGCUGUAUUGGUGUGGCUAUUGUCGUUGUGGGAAUACUUUUGUGUGUUGUUGGUUAUAUCAAUCCAUAUGUAGAGAAAACAUGCAGGGAUGAACCACAUUUAGUAAUGGAGCAAAAAAGUCUAAAACAGACAACUUGGCUAAUUUAUGGUUCAUUCUUUGAGCAAGGAGUAGAUCCAAGACCGACAACUUUUUCUGGAAGAUCAAUGCUCGGAUUUUGGUGGGUUUUUACCAUCUUGAUGACGUCAACAUACACAGCAAAUCUAGCCGCUAACUUGACAGUCAGUAUUGCAGAACAGCCAAUCAAUAGCCUAGAGGAACUGGUUGGACAGAAGGAAAUUGGACCAUUGGUGAAAUCUGGUACCAAUCUACACACUUUGUUUAUGACGUCUGAUUCUGGAAUCUACAAGCAAGUAUGGGAAAUGAUGGGGAGCAUGCCAAAAGUUACAAGCAACGAUGAAGCGCUGUCUUAUGUUGAUCAAGGGAAACACGCCUUUAUGACAGAUGUGACACAGUUAGACUACAUAGUCAGACAGGAAUGUGAGAAGUAUUCUUUAGCAGAUGAGAUUUUCAAUAACGCUGGUCUAGGAUUUGUUCUUCCUGAAAACGCUCUCUUCAAAGAUUCUUUUAACCUGAAUAUGAUGAAGAUGCAAGAAGCUGGUAUGACAGAGCGAUGGAAAGAGGAAUGGUGGCCAAGUCUAGAGUCGUGUUCAUCACAAUCUAGAACAAGUGGUGCGAAACCUUUAGGAAUGGACAGCUUAGCAGGAUUGUUUUAUGUCUACUUGGCUGUGGCAGGAGUAUCUAUCAUUUUAUUUACUGCCGAACUAUUUUAUCGGAAGAUCCUAUCGGGCAAAAUUCGACCCUAUUUUUUACAGCUAAUAAGAGUAAUUGGCAAAAAACAAUCCACAACGUCACCAUUCGCUAGUAAAGAAUAGUUUAUAACGUUGUUAUUUUGUAAAAUGUGUAAUAUCUAAACAACAGCGUUCUUCGUGUAACUUUUUGAUUUUUUCUUUCAAAAUGAGGUCAAAAUAGUUGUGGUAUCCCGGUCUUGUGAUAUUUAAUUUAGAUUGUUUUGUAAAAACAAUAAACAUAUGACGACUUAUUUGACUUGUGUAUACCAGAAUGCUUUUAUGUAGAUUUACUCUAGAUGCAAAAUAUGAAAAUUAUGUAUAUAUAUGUUUUUACUGUAACCCGUAUUUAUGCAAGAACAAAUAAA